Molecule: messenger RNA, 813 nt
Organism: Phytophthora nicotianae INRA-310
Lineage: Eukaryota; Oomycota; Peronosporomycetes; Peronosporales; Peronosporaceae
Exons: 1
Coding region: 1-813 (270 amino acids)
Biological process (GO): carbohydrate transport
Cellular component (GO): membrane
Molecular function (GO): sugar transmembrane transporter activity
Source: RefSeq, a predicted model, not a curated record
AUGUCAACGUUCGUUCUUGUGCUUCGCGUACUCACCACGGCCACUGCCAUUCUGGUGAGUUUUGCCCCGCUUCCCGAUUUCUGGCGGAUCCACAAGAACCGCUGCACCGGCGAGGUCUCGAUCCUUCCAGUCGUUUUGCUCUUCGCAAACUGCUACAUGUGGGUCCUGUACGCUUACCUGGUGGACAACAUUUUCCCGCUCUUUGCCGUGACGCUCCUUGGUAUCACUACAUCGAUCGUCUUCAUCUGCAUCUACUACCGCUGGACUAAGAACCGCCUGUACGUCGUCAAGGUCUGCAGUAUCGCUUUAGUGUUGCUGGCUAUUGGAACGCUUUACUACAUCCUCGCAACGAAUGGGGUCACGAACCAGUCGGAGGCCGCCGUCGAAAAGACCCUUGGCUUCAUCGCCGUCGCGUUCAACCUGGUGCUGUAUGCGUCGCCAUUGGAAACGAUGAAAACGGUCGUGCAGACUAAGAACGCGUCGUCUGUACCCAUUUCCAUCAGCUCCACAUUCCUCGUGAAUGCUGUGCUGUGGGUUAUCUUCGCUGUGGCCGUGAGUGACAUGUUCGUAUUGGUGCCAAACGCCAUCGGGACCUUCCUGUGCGCCAUCCAAGUCAUGCUCUACAUCAUCUAUCGUCCAGAACGCACUGACGCAUUGAAACAUGGCGAGAGCUUCGCUGAUGCUAUUAAAGAUAUCCAGGCCGACAACGCGAACGAACAGGAUGGCAUCGCCAUCCACGUGGACAAAAGUCUCGAGUACGAGGGAUUAAGCUCACCCAUACCGACAGCCGUGCUUCCGAAGCGAAUAGCUUAG